AAUAUACAUAUACAAGGUGUUGAAAUCCCUAAACUGACAGAUAAUUGUUUAUUAUAUUUACAAAAUAUUCUUACAGCAAGUACUUGGAGACACAAUAAUCGUUUCACAGCCAACUGUAUCAAGAAUAGUAUUUCGAGUGUCUGUACUUCUAGCAAGGCUUUUGAAGCAAUUUAUAAAGAUGCCUCUUACACCAGAUGCGACAAGAGAAAAUCAAAGGCUUUUUAAAGAUAUAGGACGUGGUGAUGGAGGCAUUGGGUUACCUGGUAUUGAAGGAGCGAUUGAUUGCACACAUGUGCGUUUAGUUCAUACUAGGUUUCAAAACAUUGACGAAAUAUAUAGAAAUCGAAAGGGAUACUUUUCAUUGAAUGUACAAGCUGUUAUUGGACCCAGAACAGAAUUUUUAGAUAUUGUCUCAGAAUGGCCAGGAAGCCAGCAUGAUAGUAGAAUUUUCCAAAAUUCUAGAAUAUAUAUGAAAUACGUUGAACGUCAAUUAUCAGGCAUUUUAGUAGGAGAUGCGGGAUAUGCCUGUUUACCAUUCCUUUUAACUCCUAUUCAGAAUCCACAAACAGAUGAAGAAAUCACGUUAGUAUUAUAUCUUUAAUUUUGUUAUCCAUUUAUUGUCUAUAAAAACCUAAUAAUUAAAUUAAAAAUAUAUUUUUUAUUACAGUUAUAAUAUACUUCACAGAAGAACACGAAUAAUUGUUGAAAGGACAUUUGGAAUAUGGAAGCGUAGAUUUCCGUGUUUGUCUAGAGGAUUGAGCAACAAAUUAAUAUGUUCAACUACAAUUGUAGUUGCUUGUGCUGUGCUACAUAAUCUUUCAUUAAUUUUUAAUGAUGUAUUACCAGAAGAAGAAGUAUUUGAAGAAGUUAAUGAAAUGGAAGAAGUACCAGUUGAUGCACCACAUUGGGAACCAGGAGAAGGUUUUGUGAUGCGAGCAGAACUGAUUGAAAGACUAUUUAGAUAAUAUUGAUUAUGGAUAAUGUAAUG
Messenger RNA from Vollenhovia emeryi, 988 nucleotides. RefSeq names its product putative nuclease HARBI1. The record is from RefSeq and is a predicted model, not a curated record. The transcript has 2 exons. NCBI's taxonomy places the organism in Eukaryota, Metazoa, Arthropoda, Insecta, Hymenoptera, Formicidae. Bases 179 to 601 code for a protein of 140 amino acids.